AUAGUGUCCAUGAAGAGAAUUGGAAGUGAAGAUUGAGUUCAUCUCACUUGAACCCCGCUCUCUCCGGAGGAAGAAAAGCUCGAAUGAAAUGAUUCCUGUCAGGUUUGACUGUGUCGAGACGGCUGAUAAACAACGUAAAAGCUCUCUUGAGUUUGUAUUUUUAGCAAACGUUUUCCAGGCACUAUUGAGAGUUUUUGUCCCAUUGAACUCGUCAGGUCAACAGGACAAAAUAAUGAGAGCUAAUAUGAGACAUUUUAAGCGCAAAUGUAAUAUAGCUGUAAUAAAAGAGAGAAACUUUUAAAUAAAAUGUAAACUAAUUUAAUAGUGCGCAUGAACUUAUAGACAAAUUGCCUGCAUUGUUAACAUUUUCUCAGAACGUAUGAGAGAAUAGCCUAAUUCAUAAUUGUAAUUCAUUAUAAGGUAAUUUAUACUUUUUUUCACUUUACAAUAUCAGUCAAAAUGUAUGCUAUUAUCUUUUAAAAUAUUUUACAACUUUAAUUCAAAAUAUAUAUUGCCAAGGCAAGGCUAUAUGAUAAGGUAACUUAGGCUACAGGUAGACCCAAUAAUCAGGGUUUUGCCUAGCAUUUUACUUAUUUUUUAUUAUGAAUAAUAUUUACAUUCUUAUUCCACACAUUCCAGAACACCCCCAUAGCCAACAUGUAGGCUACUCGAGGCGAUUGCAUAUUCCUAGACAUCCACUAAAUAGCAACCCUGAAAUAAACCACGUUUUAAAUAUUCACGUAGGUCUAAUAUUUACGUGACUUGUUUGACUCACCCCUGACAGGUCUCAAAAGGGUUUAAAAACACUUCAGAUUCUGACGUUUCGGUAGCGGCCCUGUUUUAUCGUCAUCACUUCCUUAUCGCUUUUUCGACUUACCUGAGAGCGCGAGGCGCACAAGUUCCCGCCUCUCUUGCGCCCGUCCACGCCUCCCAUUGGCCCCCCGGGGGAGUGACGUCAGGGCCGCCCCUGCAGUGUGAAUGAAUCAAGUGGUUUGUGUGACACACAGCGAAAGAACGCACGAGCCCGAACUCACGCGCGAGCGCCCGACUAUUUCACGAGGAUAACCACAGGAGCGAGGACUGUAAAAGGACGCUAUCCGGGGAGAAAAAUUAUUUAAUGCACCUCUGAGAUUCUCAGACCUCUGCGAGCGUGUGCAUGUGCGCGUUUUAUCAGACUGGAUGAAAAUGAUGCAAAGUGCGGCUGUGUUGCCCGGCGAGAGCGCGGUGAAGGGUCUGCCGGACAUCCUCGGAGUGCCACUGCAACAGAUCCCCCAGUGCGCAGGCUGCAGUCAACACAUCCUGGAUAAGUUUAUUCUGAAGGUUCUGGAUCGUCAUUGGCACUCAAAAUGUCUCAAGUGCGCCGACUGUCACGCGCUCCUGGCUGACAAGUGUUUCUCUCGCGCUGGGAAUGUCUACUGCAAAGAGGAUUUCUUUAAGCGUUUCGGGACAAAAUGUGCAUCGUGCCAGCAGGGGAUUCCCCCGACGCAGGUGGUCCGGAAAGCUCAGGACUUUGUGUACCACCUUCACUGCUUCGCCUGUGUAAUGUGCAGCAGACAGCUGGCCACUGGGGACGAGUUCUACCUCAUGGAGGACGGAAGGCUCGUGUGCAAGGAGGACUAUGAAACAGCCAAACAAAAUGACGAUUCAGAGACAGGAGCGAAACGUCCACGGACCACCAUUACAGCCAAACAGCUGGAGACACUCAAAAGCGCCUACAAGAACUCGCCUAAGCCAGCACGACACGUGCGCGAGCAGCUCUCCUCAGAAACGGGCCUGGACAUGAGAGUGGUGCAGGUGUGGUUUCAAAACAGACGGGCAAAAGAGAAACGGCUGAAGAAAGACGCCGGUCGGCACCGCUGGGGUCAGUUCUACAAAAGUGUCAAACGCAACCGAGGGUCCAGUAAGACGGAGAAGGAGAGCUCAGCCGAUGACGCAGGACUCAGCGACAGUGAGCUUAGUUUCAGAGAAGACCAGAUCCUGUCAGACCUGGGUCACGCCAACAGCUUGUAUGGAAGCAUUGGAGACGUCUCGAACGGGAACAUGCUCAACGGGAGCUUCUCCCUGGAGGGGAGCGGGCAGCCUUACCAUGACCUGCGGGCGGGAAGUCCCUACGGCCUGCCACAGUCGCCCUCGUCCAUCACUUCCCUCUCUGGCCACACCCCGCUGCUCAACAACUUAGGCUUCAGCAUGGACGGCAUCAUGGGUCAGGGCGGUCAGCCCAAUGUAGGUCAAGCUCUGAGAGCAAUGGCUGGAGGACCCACCUCUGACCUGUCGACAGGAAGUAGCACGGGCUACCCAGACUUCCCCACUAGCCCUGCCUCAUGGCUCGAUGAAAUGGACCACUCCCAGUUCUGAGGUCAAAUGUCAAAAUGGAAAGUGCGGUACUAUGAACAAGACGUUUGAUGGUUUUAUAGACAUCUUUCCCAGAACUGUGGCGAAAUGUUUAUGUGGCGAGGGUGCCUAAAAUGGCAGCUACUUCAACCUUGCUGAAUGGCGUGCUGAUACGAGCAACCCAUCGUGGAAUGUCUGCACUGUAUCAUAAUUUUUUGUUACUCGUAUUUUUUCAUCGUUCUCAAAACUGGAUUGGACGAUUUCCAGCAUGAAAUGGCGUGCGGCUGAGAAUGGCGUUCAAACCCCAGACCACCCUGGAAAAACAAUCACGAUCCACCACUUUCUGAGAACAAGAUCGGGCCCAUGCAUGUUUCCGAAUGAGGAAGAGAACCGCCCACGUUCAAAAUGGCGACGCACUUUAUGUUCCUCCUCGACUGCACACAGCAGGCUGAAUACGGUAAAGAGAGGAGUGCACCGAGCAAGGAGAGAUAUUUAAACAAGUGGCACAAGUGUAUCUUUCCUACUUACAAGGGUUUGGGAUUUUAAUAGGUGAAACUUUCUAAACGGCCCUACUAGAGGUGGCCCUUCACGUUAGGUCUGAAGAAUAGAUAAAGAUUAUUUUUGAAUAAGGACGAAUCCGCAUGCACUGCUCUGAAUUUUCAAAAAAAAAAUCUCUGUGUCAAAGUUCAACACUUUUCUGUUAAAUUCAGGCAUCCUGGAUAAGCAAUGAAACAAAACUAGCUGGUUAAAAAAAUUUAAAUAAAAGUUUGUAUUUAUUUACUAUACAAGGUUGGUAUAACGAUCAAAAUACUUUUCGUUUCCCAUUGCUAUUCUUAGUUAUUGCUCCAUGAGCAUUAGAAUGUAAUUUAUUUCAGAGCAGAUGACAGCAGUGGAAUCAGAAUAUGUGAUUGGGCCAUUACACAGACACAAGUAUGGCCUGACCAAUUAUUAUCAAGCAAAAAAAUGUGAAAGGGAAAAUUUCUUAUCUAACACAUUUAGCAACAACUUGUGUUAUUUAUUCCUGUUAUGGGUACCAAUGUCAGUAUUAUGAAGAGUUGGAUUAUGGGAAAGAGUAUGUGUUGCUGUAAAACUAUAAAACUGGUGACACAAUUGUAAACACGAGGAAAAUAAUUUCAAUUUUGUUAUUGCAAAAUUUGGACCCACGUAAUGGCGACUGAGUAAAGAUGACGCUGCUGAAAGAGUGAACAUAAGCUAACAAAAAGCAACAUGAAAACAAAAAAUACAAAAACAGAAAAAUAUCCAUUCAGAAAUUUUUUUUAGUCUUAAUGGCUGUAAAUUUUGUAAAGUCUCAAAAGGUGUCGACAGUCUUGUCUUAUGAGCAUUAUUUAUUGCUAUGGAUCUUUGAAAAAAAGAGCACUGAAUUUAGUCCUAUAUGCCUUCUGUCCAAUGGUAUGAGUUGUGUACAGUCAAAUCUAUAUGGAGAAAUAAAGCCGAAUUGUCUUUGGGUUAC
This is a messenger RNA of Pimephales promelas (fathead minnow), 3802 nucleotides long. The record is from RefSeq and is a predicted model, not a curated record. Lineage: Eukaryota; Metazoa; Chordata; Actinopteri; Cypriniformes; Leuciscidae.